This is a messenger RNA of Closterium sp. NIES-65, 1653 nucleotides long. NCBI's taxonomy places the organism in Eukaryota, Viridiplantae, Streptophyta, Zygnematophyceae, Desmidiales, Closteriaceae. The record is from the annotation of a GenBank genome assembly.
AUGGAGGUGGACGUGGAUGUGGUCGUGGACGUGGACGUGGACGUGGACGUGGUCCUGGUCGUGGACGUGGUCGUAGACGUGGACGUGGUCGUCCACGAAGUGGACUUGGACGUGGACGUGGACGUGGACGUGGACAUGGUCGUGGACGUGGACGUGGACAUGGACGUGGUCGUGGUCGUGGACGUAGACGUGGUCGUGGACGUGGACGUGGACGUGGACGAGGAGGACGUGGACGUGUACGUGGAGGACAUGGACGUGGACGUGGACGUGGACAUGGUCGUGGACGUGGACGUGGACGUGGACGUGGACGUGGACGACUUGGACGUGGUCAUGGACGUGGACGUGGACGUGGUCGUGGACGUGGACGUGGACGUGGACGUGGUCCUGGUCGUGGACGUGGUCGUAGACGUGGACGUGGCCGUCCACGACGUGGACUUGCACGUGGACGUGGACGUGGACGUGGUCGUGGACGUGGACGUGGACAUGGACGUGGUCGUGGUCGUGGACGUAGACGUGGUCGUGGAUGUGGACGUGGACGUGGACGCGGAGGACGUGGACGUGGACGUGGAGGACGUGGACGUGGACGUGGACGUGGACGUGGACGUGGACGUGGACAUGGUCGUGGACGUGGACGUGGACGUGGACGUGGACGUGGACGUGGACGUGGACGUGGACGUGGACGUGGACGUGGACAUGGACGUGGACGUGGACGUGGACGUGGACAUGGUCGUGGACGUGGACGUGGACGUGGACGUGGACGUGGACGUGGACGUGGACGUGGUCGUAGACGUGGACAUGGACGUGGACAUGGACGUGGACGUGGACGUGGACGUGGUCGUGGACAUGGACCUGGACGUGGACGUGGACGUGGACGUGGGCGUGGACGUGGUCGUGGACGUGGAGGACUUGGACGUGGACAUGGACGUGGACGUGGACGUGGUCAUGGACGUGGACGUGGACGUGGACGUGGUCCUGGUCGUGGACGUGGUCGUAGACGUGGACGUGGCCGUCCACGACGUGGACUUGCACGUGGACGUGGACGUGGACGUGGACGUGGUCGUGGACGUGGACGUGGACAUGGACGUGGUCGUGGUCGUGGUCGUGGACGUAGACGUGGUCGUGGAUGUGGACGUGGACGUGGACGCGGAGGACGUGGACGUGGACGCGGAGGACGUGGACGUGGACGUGGACGUGGACGUGGACAUGGACGUGGACGUGGACGUGGACGUGGACGUGGACGUGGACGUGGACGUGGACAUGGUCGUGGACGUGGACGUGGACGUGGACGUGGACGUGGACGUGGUCGUGGACGUGGACGUGGACGUGGACGUGGACGUGGACGUGGACCUGGACGUGGACGUGGACGUGGACGUGGACGUGGACGUGGACGUGGACGUGGACGUGGACGUGGACCUGGACGUGGUCGUGGACGUGGACGUGGACGUGGACGUGGACGUGGACCUGGACGUGGUCCUGGACGUGGACCUGAACGUGGACGUGGACGUGGACGUGGACGUGGACGUGGACGUGGACGUGGACGUGGACGUGGACGUGGAUGACGUGGACGUGGACGUGGACAUGGACGUGGACGUGGACGUGAAUAUGGACGUGGACGUGGACGUGACGUGGACAUGGACGUGGACGUGGACGUGA